This is a messenger RNA of Styela clava, 4212 nucleotides long. The record is from RefSeq and is a predicted model, not a curated record. NCBI's taxonomy places the organism in Eukaryota, Metazoa, Chordata, Ascidiacea, Stolidobranchia, Styelidae.
UAGGUGCUCUAUGUUUCAAAUGAAAUCAUUUCAAUGAAUUCUCCGCUCUGGGAUGUUGAUUAGAAAGAAUGUAGAUAUUGUAACCACAAAUAGGCAGAUAUGUCGUCUGUUGAACUAAAUACGAAAACAUGUUCUAUAGAUAGCAUGCACGAACCCAACAUACAAAAGCUUCAUCACGUUUUUCAUGAAACUGAGGGGUGGCUUUUACGUGCAGGAAAAAGUGUUGUCAGAAAAUUUUUCUUGAGUCUGAUACAAGAAAUUGAAGAUGUCAAUGUCAUACAGCGGUUGAUCAUCUUAUUCUCAUCUGCUUCUCAGAAAGAUUAUGUUUAUACUCGAUCUCGAUCUAAUCCUGGUUUACCUGCUGAUAUCGCUACUAAAUCUUUUAACAAAGAAUUUUCCUUUCAAUUAAUCAAAAAAUGCGCUGCAGACACAUUGAAUUGGUAUCGGGAUACGGAUGAUCAUUGCAAGAUCACAUUUCUGUUAUAUAUUGCUAAUCUAUGUGUUGAUACGGGAAUUGCCCACCAAGCAUGCAAUCUCUGCAAAACUUUAUUGAAUCGUCGAAAUGUACAAAUUAUUUCAAAGUAUCAUUGUGAAAAAUCAGCUGAUGAUUCUGACGCAGCUUCAAUCAACAGUUCAGUUUUUAGUUAUCAUACUGAUGAACAUCCUGAUUUGUAUCAACUUGCAGCUGUUGUUUCAGAAUAUGGCGAUAUGGAUUUGUCAUCACCGCAUUCUGACACUCAUAGCAAUGUUAGUCAUCAAAAGUCUAGUCCUACCAUCAGAAAGCAUAAUCGAUUUCAUUAUGAGAAGGACAUUUCAUCCAUUGAUACCUCAAUUCAUGAUGAUCACCAACCUUGUCUUAUAUCAACAUCUUAUUCUGCAUUGAGCGGGAUUUCACCGUGUCGUGAUUUCAUUGGACUUCUGCCAGUACAUUUAUCAAAAAAUAUUUUGGGUAUGCUUUCACGAUCAGAUCUGUCUAGCUGUGCACUGGUUCAUUCCCGUUGGCACCAACUAGUAUCCCAAGUACGCAAAGAUGAAUUUUCUCUGCAAAUUAUUAAAGAAGAAGCAAUUUUAAUGCAGGGAGUGUCUGCAAAAGGUUCGAAUCCAAAUUAUGCAAAAAUUCAGAAAGUUCUUGUUCCAGUUGUUGAUGAAGUGACUCAAGAUAUUGUCAAGAAAAGUAUCCAUGCCGAUGUUCUUGCUAUCACACCGAGGCGUGAUGGCCAAGAACAAUUAUUUGAAUCAAUAUAUCGCGGAUUGGAAACAAAAUUUGUUGAAGUUGAGGAAAGAAAUGUUUAUUGUGGAGCUUACAAUCUACUUGUACUUGAUCAAAGAUCAAAUGCAAAUCGUGUUAUCAGUUAUGCGGGAGAAGAUAAUCUUGUGAUUGGUUUCGCUGAUAAGAUAGUGCGAACAGUGGACGUGUCAUCAGGAAGGGAAAAGAAACCAAUCAUGCAAGGACAUCCGGCAUCCAUAACUUCAUUAUACAUGGGCACAAAAGAACAAGGUUCUGUGUUUAGUGGAAGUUAUGACACAACAAUCAGAAAAUGGAACAUGAACACUGGAUCAUGUCAAUUGAUCAUGCAUGGACAUAGAAGUUCAAUCACCAGUUUUGAUCUUUUUGGUGAUUUACUUGUAUCUGGAGCACGAGAUGGUCUUGUGAAAAUAUGGAAUGCAGCAACUGGAUCAUGUACUUGUACCUUCAAACAUUCCAAAAAAUUCUCAGUAACUUGUGUGCAAAUGAGAAAAGAUACGAUAGUUAGUUCAUGUGAAAAAGGUCUUGUGAAAGUUUGGAAUUUGAAGACAAGAAAAAUGGUGAAGGUUCUGAAAAACCAUGGUGGAAUGAAGGUGAAUUGUGUUCGUUUCAAUGAUUAUUUUUUACUGAGUGGUGGGAACGACGAUUAUUUAUUGUUAUGGAGUAUGCCUGGACAACAGAGCAUUUGCCUCAAGUCCUAUAGACAUCCAAAGGCUGUGUUAUGUAUCGAAUUACGAUACAUGUGUGCAAUUACUGGAUGUGCUGAUGGAAAAAUACGUGUCAUUAAUAUGUUAUCUGGUGAUUGUUUGAGAGUUUUGAGAGGAAAUAGUCAAUGUGAUCCAAUAAUUAAUAUAUUUGCAACAGAAGAUAGGUUACUUGUAAACACCUGCAGUAAUUGUCUCGUCAUGCAUUUUGAACCUAUCACUUUGGAAUACAAUUCAUCACCUGGACAAAUUAAUACUGAAACUCAUCAACAUGCUAGAGUAUUUUCAAAACGACCUAUAUUAUCAACAAUUCAUUCAGUUAACAGGGCAAACAGAUUCAAUCUUACUAAUUCAGCAGACCAAAGAAUAUUCCAAAGGACGUCAAGUGCUCCACCGAAGUGGAUGAAGAAAGACAUCACAAAACCAUUUAUCCAUUCUGCUCCUGGAGUUAGACCACCAUCACAUUAUAUUGACUUACAACCUGAAUUUAGACGUCCUAGAAGCAACACAACAAUGUCUGUUACCAGUAUGAGACCAUAUAGUUCGGCAAGUCACGUCAACUCAAAAUCUGGCUCAAGAGUUGUUUCUGCAUGUUCAAGAAUCAGUAAUAUUUCUUCUAAGACACGUGUCAAGAUUGAUUCUUCAUCCAUGGCACAGUCUCUACCACCUGAUGAAAAAAAGUUUGGAAAUAAACAUUCUAUCACAACAAGAGAUAAGUUGCUGAUGAGAGUUGGAAUGCUGAGUCAUGUUAAGAAGAAAGAGCGACAUAACGAAAAUACAGAGAAUAAUUCCAUCAGUUAUUUUGACAGAUUUUAUCCAAGGCGAGAAUAUCUGGAGAAGCCUUCGAGUACAAUGACUUAUCCAGUUUCUUCAGCAAUGUCAAAAUUUUCUAAAAUAUCAGUUGGAAAAUUCUCAACAGAAGAAGAUGAAAUCAGAGAAGUCAAAUCUGUGUUUAAAGAACCGAUCUCGGAAGAACUAACACGAAGACAUUCAUCUUUGUCUACAUGGAGUAGGCCAUCAUUAGAUCCUCUCAGAAGAAAUUUCAGAUUUGUAAAUGAGCAAGAGCAUUCGGCACAAACAGUAAAACCCGUGAAACAUCUUCAGAUUGACAAUUUCUUGGCUCAGCAACUUGGAAUCACAUACUAAUGGCAUUUUUCACAACGCACCUAAAAUGUUUGAAUGCUUGUCAUGAGGACGAAUGAACUAUAACAAUGACUGAACAAUGGCAGUGAAGCAGUAGAAUAUUAUCCCAAUAUGUACAUAAAGUGAUUUACCUACACACCCCCUAAAAUAUCAGGCGUCUAUCACCCCCACCCUAAUUUUGAGGUGUGACACUGACACCACACCAUAAUUCUUAACGUAAAAUUUACUUGUAUUCGAAUAUCCAGAAAGCUUAUAUGCUCAGUCAAAUACAUAAAACAUUUUUAUAAGUUACAAAUAGUCCCCCCUAAAAAGUACAUCUGGGGAACAUAUUGCCAUGUCAAAUUUUUGAUUUAUGAAUAGUUUUUUAUUUUUUUUCACUUUAUUUUUUGUUAUCAUGUUUAAUGAGAUUUGACAUUUAUUACCUAUGUGUGCCAAAUCCUAAAACAAAUUUUGCGUUAUAUCUUGUUACUGUGUGUAUAUUGUAGUAAUUACUGGUAGAAUCAUGUUUUUACUGAAUCUCGUUACUUAUAUUAAAUAAUACACUUUUGAUCAUGAAUAAAUAUUGUUUUCAUUGAGUUCCACAGAUACUUUAACUCAAAUCAAUAUCAUUGUUUACUUUUUAGCAUACUUCGACCAAUAGUUUAGGGCCGGAAUCCAGAGGUUUGGUUAACAUGAAGCCUGUUUGAAAAGGCUUCUACGAAAAACAAAAAGGCCAGCGACACAGAAAAACAGAAAUACGGCAUGGUAUAAAAUACUCACGAAGACUAAUUUUCUGUGAUUUGUGUGUUAAAAUGCGCCUUUAUGUUAUGGGAAAUAUGGCAAAGAGGUCAUGACAUCGAUUAGAGCGCAUUUCAGUAGGCUGACGGAGUUAUUUUUUGGAUUUGGAGGAACAAAUUAGAAUAGUUUUAUCAAAAAGUGCAGCUCAAUUCACAGCCAUAUCAAUGUUGUCAGAGACUGACGGACAACUCGUCUGCACAGAGGACUCAUCAGAGACCAGGAAGAUUAGUUGAGUUGUCCCUUGUGAGUUUCCAAGAACGUGUGCACACUGACCACCGGAAUUGUAUCAACACCAGCAUGCCCCCCACUUACAAACUUGAUAUACGCCCAAUUCAAUGUAAC